Molecule: messenger RNA, 993 nt
Organism: Alligator mississippiensis (American alligator)
Lineage: Eukaryota; Metazoa; Chordata; Crocodylia; Alligatoridae
Gene: SERPINI2
Product: serpin family I member 2
Biological process (GO): negative regulation of endopeptidase activity
Molecular function (GO): serine-type endopeptidase inhibitor activity
Source: RefSeq, a predicted model, not a curated record
AUGACACUAAACAACAGCCUAUACUCGGCACUCGGUACUACUCUGGUUCUUGGAAUGGUACAGUUAGGGGCAAAGGGAAAAGCAUUUUUUGAGAUAAACAAAGUUCUGAAACUUCAAGAAAAUGAAGAUGGUGAAGAAUUCUCUGUGCUCCAGACACUAGUCUCUGUCACCUCAGAAAAAAAAAAAGAAUUUACAUUUAAUCUUGCCAAUGCCCUCUACCUUCAAGAAGGAUUCAUUGUGAAAGAACAGGAUCUCCAUAGCAACAAGGAAUUUUUUCAGACUGCUAUAAAACUGGUGAAUUUCCAAGACACAAAAGCUUCCACAGAAGCCAUAAGUACCUGGGUGGAAAACAAAACAGAUGGUAAACUAAAAAAAAUUGUUUCAAGUGAAUAAUUUGAUCCUCUCAGUAGGUUUGUUCUGGUGAAAGCUAUUUACUUCAAAGGACACUGGAAACAGAAAUUCAGACCAGAAGCUAUGCAGGAGAUGGUUUUAAUGAAAGAGGAUGGUUCUGUAACAAAGAUGCCAAUGAUGUAUUUUCAACUGAGAACAAAGAUUGCAUGACUUCCUGCUUCUUUUCCAGGCCAUUUUUCUGACAAUAAGGUGAGCUACCAGGUUUUGAAAUUGUCUUAAAAAGGAUUAGUUCAGCUUAGUUUUAAACACUUCCUUCAGAAGAUGUGACUACUAGAAGUAGAAAAACUAAUUACAUCUCAUCUGAAAAGACUAGUUACUGAAAUGCAGGAGGUGGAUGUAGAAAUACGCCUCCUCAGAUUUAAAAUAGAACAGAAAAUGGACUUCAAAGAAAGUCUGCAUUCUCUCAGUGUAACGGAGAUAUUUAAUGGUGGUUGCGACCUUCCUGGAAUAACAGAGUCACUUGACCUAUACAUUUCAGAAGCCACUCAAAAAGUUUCUACUGAGGUGAAUGAAGAUGGUAGUGAAGCUGCAGUGUCCACCCAUAAGUUUGAAGGAUGGUUGCUGGAACCUGAAAUAUUUUGA